AUGGCGACCAUUGUGAUGGAGAAAAUUGGGCGAGUGUUCAUCAGCCUGCAGCAGAUCAGGCAGGUUCCCCGGAUGCUGACUGAGGCAGCACCCUCCAUGCCCGGUACCCUAAGAGACAACGAGGUUCCCCACUACUUCAGAGAGCGCUACAUCUGCACCGGCUACCGACCACUCGACCAAAACUGGCGCUACUACUUCCUGUCUAUAUUCCAGCGCCACAAUGAGACAAUCAACGUCUGGACUCACUUGUUGGCGUUUUUUCUCUUCCUGGCUAGAUUUGGGCAACUCACAGAGACUGUGGACUUUGUUCAUGAUCCUCAUUCGUGGCCCCUGUUGAUCCUCAUCUUGUCCUCCCUGAUCUACUCGGCAUUCAGUGUAGUAGCUCACCUACUGGGUAGCAAGUCUGAGCUGUAUCACCAUGUCUUCUUCUUUCUGGACUAUGUUGGGGUAGCACAGUACCAGUACGGGAGUGCAAUAGUUCACUUUUACUAUGCUGUGGAUGAGAGCUUGCACAGAUAUGUGCAUGGAAUCUUCAUGCCGGUUGCCACUGUCCUCAGCUGUCUGUCUUGCCUGGGAUGCUGCUGUGGCAAAUAUUGCAGCCACAACUUACCUCGGCCGGUGCUGAAGGUGGGCCAGCUCGGGCCAUCAAUGCUGGCCUGUAUGUGGGACAGCAGUCCUUUGAUGAAAAGACUCAUGUCCUGGUCUACAACCAGCAACGACCCAGCCCUUAUCUUUCACUUUGGCCAGGUUGCUUUCUUUCUCAUCUCUGCCUUCUUCUUCACCUUCCCUCUGCUUGAGCAUUACCUACCUGGACGGUGUGAUUUCGUGGGACAGAGUCAUCAGAUUUUCCACGUUUUAGUGUCUUGCUGCACCCUGUGUCAGAUCCAUGCCUAUUACCUCGACUAUGUGGGCCGAAGGGAGCUGUACUCACGUCUGCACAGUAGGGAUGAGGCUACUCUCUUUGUGGGACUGUAUGUGGUCACUUUAGUUGGAUGCACAGUAAUUGCAGUCUUCAUGCUGAGGAAAGCUAAAAAAGCGUUUGAUUUCAAAACUAAGUCCAAAUUUACAUAA
Molecule: messenger RNA, 1071 nt
Organism: Centropristis striata (black sea bass)
Lineage: Eukaryota; Metazoa; Chordata; Actinopteri; Perciformes; Serranidae
Product: membrane progestin receptor alpha-B-like
Exons: 1
Coding region: 1-1071 (356 amino acids)
Biological process (GO): response to steroid hormone
Cellular component (GO): plasma membrane
Molecular function (GO): nuclear steroid receptor activity; steroid binding
Source: RefSeq, a predicted model, not a curated record